AUGCUCCCCAAGGAGUGCGCAGCAGGCUUUCCCGGCUACACUGGGACCAUCCCCAAGUCGGCAGCGACGGUGGCGAAGGUUUUGUCGGGCUACGGCUAUGACACAGCAGCCUUCGGAAAGUGGCACAACACCCCGGUCGACAACCUUUUCAAGACUGGGCCCUUCGACCAGUACCCUACCGGUCUGGGCUUUAGCUACUUUUACGGCUUCAUUGCCGGCGAGACGUCGCAGUAUGAGCCGCGUCUCUUUGAGAACACCAACCCUAUCGAGCCUCCAUACACCCCCGAGGAGGGCUACCACUUGACCGAGGACCUCGCAGACCAAGCGGUGAAGUUCAUCCGCAACAACCGCGCGCUGACGCCGGAUCGGCCUUUCUUCAUCUACUUCGCGCCGGGCGGGACGCAUGGGCCCCACCACGUGCACAGUGAGUGGGCGGACAAGUACAAGGGCAAGUUCGACAUGGGCUGGGAGAAGCUCCGCAACAUCACCUUCCAAAAGCAGAAGGCCAUGGGCUGGAUCCCAGACAUCGCAGAGCUCACCGAGAUGGACCCAACCAUGGAGAAGUGGGAGCACAUCCCGGAAGCGGACCGCGCCUUCCAGCUGCGCCUCGUGGAGGUGUAUGCUGGGUACCUCGAGCACACCGACACCCAGGAUGGUAAGGUCAUAGAGGAGCUGGAGCGCCAAGGCUUGUUCAACAACACGCUGGUGAUCUACAUCCUCGGGGACAACGGGGAGAACAUGCUUCCCAGCACCGCGCAGCAGCAGAUUGCCGUGCUGGAGCGGGACUUCGGGGGGCUCAGUGCCCUAGGCUCCAGGCACGUGGACAACAUGUACCACAGCUCCUGGGCUUGGGCCCUCGACACGCCCUUCAAGAGCACCAAGCUGGUGGCAGCCCAUUUCGGUGGCACCCGAACACCCAUGGUGAUGUCCUGGCCGAAGGUCAUCAAGCAUGACCCGACCCCUCGCUCCCAGUUCCACCAUGUCUCCGACAUUGUGCCCACCAUCUACGAGGCAGUUGGAAUUGAGGCCCCUGAGCACGUGGAGGGCACGACCCAGAUGCCCCUGGAUGGCGUGUCCAUGGUGUACACGUGGAACAAUGCCUCUGCCACGGGACGGAAGGACUCGCAGUACUUCGAGGUCAUGGGCAGCCGUGGGAUCUACAAGGAUGGCUGGUUUGCCAGCGUGUUGGGCCCCCGACUUCCUUGGGCGGAUCCCAACGAGACGCGUAUGAAGCAGUGGAACCCUGACACCGAUGUCUGGGAGCUCUACGACCUAACGAAGGACUACUCCCAGGCACAUGAUUUGGCCAAGGAGAUGCCCAAGCAGGUUGAGAAGAUGAAGCAGAUCUUCUUGGUGGAGGCCACGAGGAACAAGGUCUUGCCCGUGGGCGCGGGCCUGUGGACCAUCUACUACCAUCCAGAAGAUGCACCCAAAUCUCCCCUCAAGGAGUGGUACCUCUACGAGGGCAUGACGCGAAUUGCGGAGUCCAACGCCCCCCUCUUCCACAGCGGAUUCAGCUCCCUUGCCACUCUGGAUGUUGAGGUGCCCAAGAACGGAUCGGGAGUCAUCUACGCCGUAGGUGGCACGGCCGGCGGGUUCUCCGUGUACAUGGACCGGGGCUACCUCUAUGCAGAGUACAUGGCUACCCUCUUGUACCGCUACGUCACGAAGUCCUCGGCUCCAUUGGCGGAGGGGAACGCGAAGAUCGAGGUGCGGUUGCUCUACGACAUGUCAAAGGUGGUCUUGAGUCCACCGGCACAGCUGACCAUGUCCGUGAAUGGAACUUUGGUGGCCACGCUGAGCGUGGAGAAGUCGGUGCGUCUGGGCUUCGAUGCCUCGGAGACUUUUGAUGUUGGAAUGGAUUUGGGUGCUCCGGUCUCCUUGCUGUACCAGGACCGCUCUCCGUUCAAGUUCACUGGAAAGAUCAACCAGUUGCAUUUCAAGUAUAUCAACAGCAGCAACAGCACGGGCGUUCCGCCGCCAGCUGCCGUCGUGAUCUGA
Molecule: messenger RNA, 2001 nt
Organism: Symbiodinium natans
Lineage: Eukaryota; Dinophyceae; Suessiales; Symbiodiniaceae
Source: the annotation of a GenBank genome assembly